Messenger RNA from Lycium ferocissimum, 1304 nucleotides. RefSeq lists its product as uncharacterized. The transcript has 2 exons. NCBI's taxonomy places the organism in Eukaryota, Viridiplantae, Streptophyta, Magnoliopsida, Solanales, Solanaceae. Bases 368 to 1096 code for a protein of 242 amino acids. The record is from RefSeq and is a predicted model, not a curated record.
CGCACGUGGAACCCAAAUUCGACCCGGAUCCGACUCCAAUAGGCCGCCACGGUUUCAGUUUUCACACCAUGUAUAGCAAUGGCGGCAGCAGCAGUAAUAAUAAAUCCAAAUUGCGUUGUGUUCAAGUCGUAAUCAGUAGCUAAAUUCAAUUGUUUCUGUUGAUCCUGUCCUCUUCCUGUAAUCAAGAAUUUUAUAGAGAAUGAUGGCAGAAGAGUCAACAGUAUGUGUCUGGCAUGGCUAACGAUCCACCAGCGAGACUCAUAGACGACUUCUCCGAGCAAAUUUCUGAUAAGGGUCCUUGAUAACAAUCUCCUUUUGCGGUAGUCUUGAAACAUAAGAGAGAAACAAAGUGAAAAAAGAAAAAGAGAUGCUGGGAUUUUCAUAUGGAGAGCUAUUUCUCAUGCUUGGCGCUACUGCUGCUGUUAUUGGACCUAAAGAUCUGCCAAUCAUUGCAAGAACAGCUGGCAGAUUUGCUGGGCGUGCCAUUGGUUAUGUUCAACUGGCCCGUGGCCAAUUUGAAAAUGUCAUGCAGCAGUCUCAAGCUCGCCAGAUGCAUAAGGAAAUGCAAGAUACCAUGGCUCAAGUAGAAGCCAUACGUCAUGAAAUUCGAACAUUCUCUUUUAUGAAUCCUGGUCUACUGACAACGAGGCUAGUAGACAACAUCAACGCUACAGCUGGGGCUAGCACGAUCAUGAAUGGACCUCAAAAAUCUGAUGAAAAGAGAACAAUAGUUGAAAAUGGACCUCAAAAAUCUGAUAGGGAGAACAAAGCAGUAACUAUCACACCUAAGGAUCUUAAUUCAAGGAGCUCAGCUUUGUCAGAUAUGCACAGUCAAGCAGCUGCUUAUGCGAGAUUGGCAGAAAUGGCUCCUUUGGGACCUGUAUCCGUAGAUAGAGAAAGUCUGAGUGAACUGACUGAUGAAUCUGGCAGUAUCACUGUACUUCCUGUCUCUGCUGAGAGUGCAGGACUGUUGCCAAAAUGUAAAGAUGAAGCAAAGGGGUCCGACAUUGUCUUAGAAGCGAUACUGGAGGCAGAAGUGGCAAAGAAUGCCAAAGAAUUUUUCUCACGGCCACAAAACCAAUUACAAAGUGAAUGACUAGGUAUAUUGAAAGAACUUUUACACCAUUAGAAGGCGGUCAAGUGAGCAUGUCAGCAGUGGAUGAAAGAUUGCCGUGGAAAAGAUAGAUGAUUUAGGCCUAGUUAGAGUCUAGUUAUGGUUGAGUCUUUUUACCUCGUUUCUCAGAUACCAUUGCCCUCUCCCAACCAGCUGCGUGAAUAAAGAAGAGACAACAGCAUUAAACCUU